Messenger RNA from Pristis pectinata (smalltooth sawfish), 6900 nucleotides. Its product is annotated as THAP domain-containing protein 1-like. The record is from RefSeq and is a predicted model, not a curated record. Lineage: Eukaryota; Metazoa; Chordata; Chondrichthyes; Rhinopristiformes; Pristidae. Bases 96 to 671 code for a protein of 191 amino acids. The transcript has 3 exons.
UCGAACGAAAAUGGCGGCCGCUGGCGGGUCCAGCCAAUAAGCGCCGAGAACGGGGUCAGGUGGGCGCGGUCGGUGCCUGGGAGGCUGCUGGUGUCAUGGUGCUGUCCUGCUCGGCUUAUGGCUGCAAGAACCGGUUUCCCCUGAAGCGACCGGAGCUUUGUAAGAAGUGGCUGGAUGCAGUAAGAAGACGGAAUUUUAUACCCACCAAAAAUAGCAAUUUGUGCUCAGAACAUUUCACAUUGGACUGUUUUAGAAAGAACUGUAACAAUAAAAUACUGGAAGAAAAUGCUGUACCAUCCAUAUUCUGCUUUACUCGACCAAAUCAACAGUCAAAGAAGUUAGAAAUGGCAUUACCAAGUGACCAACAUCGUGCAGCAGAGGAAAUUAUGGAGGAAUCGGAACUGAAUCAAGCGCAUGGACUCUUAACUGUUUAUGACCAUAGCUACAGUGUUGGAGAUGCGUGCUUACAAAAGAAGAAGAUUCAGCAGUUGGAGGAACAAAAUGAGAAACUGAAGAAGAAACUGAAAUUCUUACAGCAAAAGUCUCGUCGCCAAGAACAACGAUUACAGAGAAUGAAGAAGCUAUUGCAAGAACUUAAUACACGAGAGAUAUUGUCACACCAAAACUGUGUGCUGUUAAACAAUACUUUGUAUGAAGUAAUUAAAGUUUAAAUGUAAUUUGUUUACCAGUAUCACAUUUGUUGCAUAGUAUAGAAUCAACUUUUAUUACCCGAGGUUGAGUUAGGGGUUUAAGUAAAAAUUCCUCAAGGUUGGUUGUGGGGAAAUUGUUUAUAAUGUAGAAAUAAGAACAAUUUACCAAAUUGGAUGUAUUAUGGAUGUGGUGAACUGCAGAUAACAGAACAAGCAGACCAGUAACAGGAAUAUGUGGCAUUGUACCAAAAUUCUAGUAUGUCCAAAAAAACAAGUGAUGAAAUUGGCAAAGUAUUAGUGUGUAUAAGAAGGACCCCACUGAUCUUGGGCAACGGAGGAUCACUAUUAUUAUCACAAUGAGUGAUAGCAAUAAAUUUAAACUCUGUACCAAAAGAGAGAAAUUACAGGUCUGGUAAGGUUUUUCAAGCACUUAUUCAGUUACCCCAAGAGGGGUACUGUGUACAGUUCUGAUAAUACUGUAGUGAAGCAGAACAUAGUGAAGGCAGCUUAACUAAUUAUGGAAGGACUGGAUAUGAGCUGAGAGGAACUAGUGGGAGAAAAAGUGGGAAUUUUUAUGCCGCAAAAUAGGUUGGCGAUUUACUCUUAUUAGAGUUUCUCAACUAAACCCAAAUAAAUUGCGCAAAACCCACGGUGUGGCUAGUUGUCCCACUAGGAAAAGACAAUUGAUCACAAAUUAGAUUUAACCACAUUGACAGAGAAUACAAAGAACAUGGCUACAGAAAGUGGCAUCAGAAUAGCACCAAUGUUUUUGCCCAUAAACAACCAAACUAAUAUUUACAUCUUUCUUACCAUAUUAUUUCAAGCAAUUAACAAUUUAUAAACUAUUCCAAUUGAUUUGUGGCAGAGAAUGUCACAUUUUAACCACACUCUAGCUUUUAUCUUGAAUUUGUAAGCUUUAGCAUACUCUGAGCUGUGGAAAUGGUCCAUGAUUACCCUUAUAAUCAUUUAACUACUGCACCAGGUUACCAUAUAAUCUUUUAUGGGGGCAAAAAAGACUCUUGGGGGGGAUCCCACUUUCAAAUUUUUGUAACUGUAAACCCUCAUCCAUCUUCCAUCAUGUUAAAUAUAUGCUACAAGUUUCCAAUGUUCUUGUAUCCUUUCAAUAUAAUGGUUUGUCCAAAAUUAUAAACACCAUUUGAAUUGUAGCCUUAAGGUCUUCUGGUUUGCUAUUACAUCCCAUUUGUACUUUAUUUCAAGGUACAGAACCAAGAAUUGCCUUUGCAUGCCUUAAUAGCCUUAAUUAUUUGCACCGAAGUUUAACAGCUGAACUCAAAUGAACCUCAUUUGAAUUUUGCCCUUCAAAUUGGGUUUCUUUUCUACUGUUUUAAGAAAGCAAAAGAGAUUGUUUGUAUUUAAACUUUGGAAUGGCACUAAUCCUUUGUCCUCUAAUGUUUUAACCAAAUUUUGUAAAGCUAUAAGACAUAUAUGCAACCAUCUUUGCACAAUUAGCUGACAUCUGAUUAUUUUGGCAUCAUAUUUCUAUUAAAUUAUAAUCCUGUGUAGCAUGUGGGUCCAUGGACAGAGUUGCAGAAUUUGGUUUUAUGUUGGUCGACAUCCAGAAGUACCCAUGCAAUAAAAAUUGUGUGGCUUUUUCUAUAGCCACAAUGAAUGUUCUAAAUAAUUCAUGUACGUGGUAUGAAAGAGCAAUUGGGGUUGUUAAUUGUAAAAGACAGGAUCCUGAGGGCCUGAAUGUUUGUAAUGUGGUUUUUGUGUUUUUGGUUUUUUUUAAGCAAACUUUUCUCUUGCAUUGCAAACUUUUCACUUGAUAUCUAAAUGAAUAAUAGCAAGACUUAUGAAUCAACAUUGAAUCCUUGAAUUAUACACAAGCUACUGGAAUGUGUAAUUUGCUACCUCUUUGAAAAGAGGGCUGGUAAAACACAUUCACCAACUCAGCUAGCUGUGAACUACUAUAGUUUUACAUGGGAUAAAUAGUCGUGAUCAAAUGUAUGUAAAUAAUGAUCUUUAAGCAUUAGUUAAUUUAUAGUAGGCUCAUUUUGGUUUCCUUCUCUGGUUAGGCUGAUAACACUUGAAUAAAACUUAGCAGUACUACUGUUAGGUAAAAUGACAUGUUUGCCCAAGGACUGCCAAUGUAAUUCUACAAAAACAAGUUUACUAGUUUACUAUAGGGAUAAUGGUAGCACAGUGAUUAUGUUACUAGACUAUUAAUCCAGAAGUGUGUUCAAAUCAUGCCACAGGAAUAAAGAAUUUAAAUUUGGUUAACUAAGUAAAUUUGGAAUAAAAAGCUAGUAUGAAAUUAGUGGAUUGACAUCAAAGUCAUCUUGUUUAUUAAAGUCCUUUUAAGGUAGGAAAAACUUGCAGUUCUUGCCCAGUCUGGUUUUUGUGACUGGCCUGGCAGUAAUGUGGUUGACUCAGUUGCCCUAUGAAAUGACCUAGUGGGCCAUUUAUUUUAAGGGCAAUCAGGAAAGGUCAAUUGGGGACGGGCAAUAAAUACUACACCAGUGAUAGCAAUAUUUAGAACUGAAACAAAUAAAUCUUGUAGCUACAGACAAUCAACAACCUCUUCAAAAGAUCUCAAAUUGCUGUCUCAAAAAAACGGAUGUCUCAAGGUGUGAAAUAGUUCUAAUGCAAUUUUAGAUGAUAUUUGGGGGUCCCUGUUUAAGGUGGUAGGUUCCUUCCAUGUGCCAUUGAGUGCCUCAUUUCUCUGAAAAUUGGUUGGUGCUGAGUAGAGAAUAUGUGUGGGCAUUCUCUACUCAUGUUUUCAGCAGAUGGUGUAACAACCUGUAGAUUCCAACAAAGGUUAUUUUUACUUUGUUUUGUUUUAAUGUAUAUGGAAUUGGAAGACCAGGAGUGUUUCUCCCAGUUACAUAUUCUCCUGUGGAAAGCAGUCAGCUCUCUUGCCCAUGGGUCUCUGGGUAGGUAAUAGCUCCAAGCUGGCCCUGAACAGACAGUUAAGCAGCCUCUGGAUGUUUAAUUGAUAUUAUUCCUAAUGAAAUAUGCUGAAGAAGUUUGAACCUUAAUUUUGAGCAAGUUUUGGGUGUGAGCGAGGGCAUGUUUCAGUUCUGCAUGGUCCAAACAUUUUCUUCGAAGUAUCCUUAUGAGAAGGUUUGCUAGUAAAGACUAUGUAUGUUACUGUUCAUAUAUGUAGUUGGUUGUGGUACAUUUUAUUCUCAUUGUGUGAUGGAUGUACAUUAAUUCAUUUUUAGUGGGAAGUUUAAAUGUAAAGGAAGAAUGCAAUAUUUUGUGCAUUAGUUGUGGAUGUUGACUCUGCAUUUAUUUAAGAGGCUAUUUCUAUUCUUAAUAUCUUGAUGCUACCUUGAUGUUGUUGUCCCUAUCAGCAAUGGUGUAAUAUAGAAUUACUCCUUGAUAUUCUGGCUUUAGACAUCAGUAUUCACCAUUUAGGUAAAUAUUUUUUCUUGUGAAAUGUUGGCUAAGUACAAUGGGAUGAGGACACAGCCUCAGUUCAAGUAGUUCUCAAUCCUUCUAAAUAGGGUAAAUAAACUGGGAAUUCGGUGAAGGUUAAAAUUGCCACUGAGAUGUUGGGAUAGAGAUUAGUUUUUCAUUUUACUUUGAACUAUUCCCUAGACUAUUUUUAAGAAAAUGGAUCUAUAUUUGAGGCAUAGAAAAACUCAGUGCAGUGGGAAGAUCUGGUAAUAUGGUGGCAUCAUUCUAAGAUUUAGUAAAGAUUUGGCACAGAUAUAAUGGGCUGAAUGACCUGUACUGUAAAUUCCUGUGCUUCAUUUUGUUUGGAUGGUUAUUGUAAUUUGUCACCAUCAUCCUCUGCCUCCUAUUACCAAGCUAGUUUGCCUUGAAUCUUAUGGAUUAUAAUCUUCUGGAUCAGUCUUCCAUGUGGGUCCUUGUGUAAGGCCUCACUGAAGUCCAUAGAGGCUACAGUGACCACACUGCUGUCUUCAAUUGACUUUUGUUACCUCGUCCAAAAAAAAAGUUGAUCAGAUAGGAUCUCCCAUAAUAAAGCCAUUCUAUCUUUGAUUCAUCUCUGCUUUCCAAGUUUGGAUUAAUCCUGUCCCUGGGGCUUUCUUCAAUAAUUUCCUUACCACUGAUGUUGGACUCACAGGCCUAUAAUUACCUAGCUUAUCCCUGUGUCCUUUUUGAAUAAAAGUACCAUAUUUGCUGUCCUCUAGUCACCUGGUACCCCUGCUGCAGCCAGAGAAGAUUAAAAAAUCUGUCAGAGCCCCAACAAUUUCCUUCCUUUCCCCCACAUCUUUUAUUAAAUGUUAACUUGUUCCAGAAGUUCACAGCCCCCCCCCUUGAAUUCUCCAAUUACAAAGUCUGUCUGUGAAUAUAAAUGCAAGUAUCCAUUUAAGACCUUGCCUACAUACUAUGGCUCUACUUAGAGAUUACUCUUUGGUCUCUAAUGGGCUCUUUUCUUUCCCUGGUUACUCUCCUGCUCUUCAUGUACUUAAAUAUACUUAGGGAUUCUCCUUAAUCUUGUCUGCCGGUGAUACUGUAUACUCCCUCUUUGCCCUCCUAAUUUUUUUAACACUUUGUUGUUGGGCUUUGUCCCUUUUCAUUUCCCUAUAUCUGCCACGUGAUUCUUUUUUUUUAUCUUAUCCUUUAUCCCUUGACAUCCAGGGUUUCUUUGGGUGGCACAGUGGUGCAGUUAGAGACCUGGGUUCAAUCCUGACCUCGGCUACUGUCUGCGUGGAAUUUGCAUGUUCUUUCUGCGUGGGUUUCCCCGGGUGCUCAGGUUUCUUUCCAGAUCCCAAAGACGUGGGUUAGUAGGUUAAUUGGUUACUGCCGGCAGAGAUGGUGGAGGCAGAUACAUUAGGGACAUUUAAGAGACUCUUAGAUAGGCACGAAUGAGAGAAAAAUGGAGGGCUAUGUCGGAGGGAAGGGUUAGAUAAAUCUUUGAGCAGGAUAAAAUGUCAGCACAACAUCAUGGGCCGAAGGGCCUGUACUGUGCUGUAAUGUUCUAUGUAAAUUGCCCCCAGUGUGAAGUUGAGUGGUAGAAUCUGGGAGGAGUUGCUGAGAAUGUUGAGAGAAUAAAAAAUGGGAUUAACGUAGGAUGUUGUAAGUGAGUGGUUGAUGAUCAGCACAGACUCAUUGGGCUGAAAGGCCUGUUUCUGUGCUGUAUGUUUCUAUGACUUGGUGCCCUUGCCUUUCACCCCUGUGGGAGCACUGACCCUGAACUCUCACUUUUGAAUAACUCCCGCUUGUCAGAUGUAGACUUACCUGCAGGUUGCUGCUCCCAGUCUACUUUUACCAAGUCCUGUCUUAUAGUAGUGAAAUCUGCCUUCCCCCAAUUCAGGACUUUAAUAUCCUAUCCAUCAUUAUACUUUUCCAUAAGCACCUUGAAAUUUAGAGUUAUGGUCACUAUCUCCAAAAUUCUCUCCCCAGCACUCUAGUCACUUACCUGGCUCCAUUCCAUAAGAUUAGCUCAUGUACUGCCUUCUUCAGUAGUGGUUCAAAAAGUUCCCUGGACUCCACCCCUUCUAAUCCUUUCAGAUUAGGGUGAUUUCUGUUAACAUUGGUAAAGUUGAAAUGCUCUAUUACUGAAAUACUAUUAUUCUUGCACCUUUCUAUGAUGUGCCUUCAUAUUUGUUCCUCUACAGGUCCUCCCUGGGUUACAAAUACCCAAUUUAUGUGUAGCCUGAACAUAUGAACGAGUGUCUGGGAGACUGGUGGAAUGGAUUUGCUGGCAGCUGGGGGGCUGCCACCUGGGAACUUGGUUCCUGGGUUACGAACAGUUCACCAGAACUCUGCUGUAAACUGGGGAGGACCUGUAUCUACCUGACUUAGACUAUUAAUUUCUCUUACAAGCUAACCUUCUCUGCAUGGACAUGUUCUCUCUUCCACCCUGCUUCCCCUUCAUUUUCAAUAUAUAUGAACUUUGAAUAAUUGACAUACUAAAACAGAAUCUGAAUAUGUAUCUCAUUAAUCUAAUGUUCUUGAUUAUGCCUAUUACAGCUAUAUAAGAAGAUUGACACUUGGGAUAUAAAUGUAAGGUAUAGAAUAACCUGAUAUUACCAAAGUAUUUAUGUAUUAGGUCAUGCCUUCAUCUUAAAAAAAGGAUAAUGGAAUUGAGAAGUAAUACUCAGAUGUCCAAGCAGUUCCCUGAUUCAGCAGAAUUGAGUCUAGGCAGGUCAAGAUGCUACUUUUCCUUAAAUGUAAACAUGCUUGUGCAAAAAUGGGUGGCGUUGAUAGUCUGACAGAAUAGUGUGGAAGAUAGUGUGCUGGAGUCACUGCUAUUCUCAGGACAUGGGUAAAUAUGUGCUCUCUGUAAUUGACUGUGCUACUAAUAAAUUUAUUG